Molecule: messenger RNA, 1479 nt
Organism: Paraglomus occultum
Lineage: Eukaryota; Fungi; Glomeromycota; Glomeromycetes; Paraglomerales; Paraglomeraceae
Source: the annotation of a GenBank genome assembly
AUGAGUAAAAGAAAGUCUAAGCGUGCUUCAACCUUUGACACCAGUCCGGCUAUUCCUGCUCCCAAACCACCUCCAACACUUCCACCUCCGCCACGACCGUCUGCAUUACGCCGCUCAGCAUCAAUGGAACUCGUCAGUGACUCUAAUGCUAGCUCGCGCAGGAUUCCUCCCAUGCCAAAGAUAUCCACAACUGUGCCUAAUAUUAAAAUAAGUUUGGACGCAGAAGAUCAGCCAGCUCCACCACAAGCUGCUCGACCUGUCUCGCCCACUAAACCCUCAUAUGCGACAAAAGUCAUUCAAGACCUGCUUAUAUCGUCGGCGUUGAACUUGACCAACACGUCAAAGUUGCAAUCGAAUCCAGCACAUCCUCCCUUGCAUCUACAGACGACUACCGUGAAUUUUAGAAAAUUUGUGCAAAAGUGCGGGUUCAUAUUUGAAUUCCAAGACGCCGUUGAAAAUAUAUUUAUUUGGAAAAAUCCUGCCAACACAGUAUUGGCCAUGGUCGUUUAUGUAUAUUUAUGUCUUUAUCCGCGAUUGCUGAUUCUCUCGCCAUUAAUAAUUUUACUGGCUGUGUUAAUAUCAUACUAUCAAAAAAGAUAUCCCAAUUUAACUUCUUCUGCUACAUUACCCUUAAAAGGGAAAAAGAUAAAAAAGAGAUCUAAACGUUCUGCUCCUGCACUUCCAGAAGAAAAUUCCGUUGACUAUUUGAAGAAUAUGCAAAAUAUUCAAAACAUGAUGGGUAUGAUUUCAGACGGAUACGAUGCCUUUAUACCGCUGUUGAAGUAUGUCGAUUGGAGUGAUGAGCAGAUGAGUCUUCGUAUUAUGCAAUUCACCGUAGUGAGCUUGGGUUUCGCUAGUUUGGUUAUUUGGAUCGUGCCAUGGAGAUACGUGUUUGUCGUGGUUGGGGUGGGUGCGCUUAUUGCCAACACCAGGCUAUGCAAGGCAUUGGCAAAGGAGAUGAGUCCUCACCUGUUACAGAAAAUUGAUGAAAUUGGUAAGCAAUGGAGUGAAUUUCUUGCCACGGAAGAUGAUGCGGAUAGCGUUACGGAUGAGAUUACUGUAUCAGUGUAUGAGAAUCAGCGUUGGUGGGCUAAUAAAGGUUUCAUUCCACAACUGCUCGGGUCUGAAAGAGCCCCAUGGUCCAAUGCCUCUGGAUCAGUUGCUCUCCCUCCCAAGAAUCCAACGGCACCAGAAGGAUAUGAAUGGAUCCAGGACGACUGGGUUAUUGAUUUGUCCAAGGUGUGGGAGGAUAACAAAUAUGGAGAGAUUUACGUUGAACCAGAUGAGGAAGGUUGGGUGUACACCGAUCAACAAUGGGAAAAUCCCGCAUCUCGCAAUGCUCCUGGUGAGCAGAGUAUGACUAGGAGGAGAAAGUGGAUCAGAAAAGCGAGAAAGAUGGAUGUCGGAGAGCAAUAUGCAGGAAGUAAUAAUGUGAACGAGUCAACUCUGCGAAGGAGAAAUACAGAGAACAAUGAUUAA